AUGCCUCCGAAUAAGCUGCUGACAGCGCUGUCGCACAUGGGACCCCGCAAUGUGCGACAGGUGGCCGAGGCAUAUGUGUGGGCGGUGCUCCUGGUGCUUCGAUGGUGCCAGAUGCAGCUCCUGGAGCCCAUUGUCACAUGGUGGUUGGACACGGUGAUGGCCAACUGGGAGGAGACGUUGAAGGCCUGCUUGCGGGAGGUGCUGGCGUACGCCACCCGCCUGCUCAACGGCGCCUCCAACGCCGUGGUGACCCUGCUGUUUGGGCGCUCCGCCUCGUCGCGCAUGCGUGCCACCCGAGCCCGUCCCUCCCCCUGGGUCGAUUGGUGGGCGAGCCGAGGCCGGGGCCGGACAGGCACCUUCAAUGCCAUCCUGGCUCGGGAUGGCCUGGUGCCGGGUGGGGAGAGAGCGGGAGCGGAUGGGUCUGUUGCGCCGGGGUUGCACCCAUCCGGCCGCGCCCAGCGCCAGGGAUGCGAUGAUGGUCUCACACGACUGCCGCCGAAGUCGGGCGCUGGCACGCCGUGGCGCUGGCGGUGGGGGUGGUGGCGCGGCCGGCUGGGGCGCGGGGCCUCGGCAAGCCAAAGCGGCCCUCGUGCAGUGCGCACCAGAGUGCAAGGCGGCGAGCGCGCCCCGCGCCCCGCGCACAGCAGCGGGAGCGAGCUCUUCCGGCGGCCGGGGGGCUCGGGGCAGUCGCAGGGCGCCCCCCGGCGCGGUUUCAUGGAGGAGGGGCGCCUGAAUGCCGAGCUGGCGCUGACCAACACGUUUGCCUGGCUGCGCACCGCCACCCGGCAGGCGCUGAUGCUGCCGGACCCCAGCGUCACUGGCAGCGGCGAUCCCGGCUGGGGCCCCAGCUUCAACGUGCCUGGGAAGGGGGAUGGGCGACCGAUGCCUCGGUCCAGCUCCUUCUCCCACAACCUGCGUGGCUUGUCCCGGAAGCCGUCCUUCAACUCAGCCGAGGAUCUGCAGCACUGGACGGUGGCCGAUGCCAUACUACGAGCAGGGUACCCGCUGGAGAGUCACAUUGUCACCACAGAGGAUGGAUACAUCCUCACCAUGCAGCGCAUACCUCGCAAGGACUCCAAGGAGGUGGUCUUCUUCCAGCAUGGGGUCAUGGACACCUCCCUCAGUUGGGUCAGCAAUGGGGUGGAGGGGAGCCAGGCGUUUGCAGCCCAUGAUGCUGGGUUUGACGUCUGGCUGGGCAACUCCCGCAGCAACCCCCCACGAGCUCAUAUUGAUCCAGCCAAGUCUGGGCUGCGGUACUGGUACUACAGCAUCAAUGAGCUUGGCAUCCAGGACAUGGAUGCGCAGCUGGACUUUGUGCACCGCGCCAAGACAGCGGAGCUGGCCAGAGCUGGGCGCCUGGGACAUGUGCUCGGGGGCAUGGGCGUGUCUGGGCUGGAGCAGCGUGAGGAGGAGCAGGAGCAGGGGGGGCCGGCUGAGGGGAAGCAGCACCGACACGGGACGCUGGGCCUACCCAGAUCCGCACGCUCCUCCGGCCCCGGCGCUCGACGCGGCCAUCGCCGCAGCGGCUCCGACUCCGUGCUUGCAGCCAGGCGGAACCUGGAGCAGGGGGGUGCGGAGAGCUUGGAGAAUGGCCCAGAGGGCGGACCGGGGCCUGGCACCACAGAGGCGCAGGCAGAGGCCGCCAGCAUGGCGCCGGACGAGGGCUGGGGCCCGGCUGCGUCCUGCGCGGGUGGCCGUGGUCAGGAGGGCGGGCUGGCACAGGCUGCCGACAGCGCAGCCGCUCCGCUGGCAGGCGGUCGGGAGGGAGGGGCAGGUGUCCGUGCACAUCAUGCGCAAACGCCUGGGACGGAGGCGCUGGAGGGGUGCAGCGGCAAGCACGCGUCUGCAUUCGCCGCAAGCCAAGCUGCGACUCCAGCUCCGGGGCAGCCCAGGGGCAGCACCGGGGCCCCAGCGCACCCGCCGAGCGGUGUCGGCGGCGCCAUGAAACGCCAGGUGUCGCACGACGACGGCGUCGCAAGCGUGCAGUACCGCCUGCAGGCGGUGGGCCACUCCCUGGGGGGCUGCAGCCUGCUCAUCUAUGCGGUGCACCGCGCGAUGGCGGGGCGGGCCCACCACCUCAAGAGGCUGGUGCUGCUCUCCCCGGCCGGCUACCACUCGCACUAUCCCAGGGCGGCCUGGAUCUUCCUGUGGGUGCUGCCCACCUUCAUGCGUGUGCUGGAGUGGCUGCGGCCGGGGUUGAGUGCUCCCGUCUACAUCCCCUCAUCCCUCCUGCGCUACAUCACCUUCAAGCUCAGCCUGGACGUCCAGCAGCUGCCGGCUUUGAAUGAGCUGCUCAGGGCCGCCUUCCGCCUGCUGCUGUCCGGGGACGGCAGCGAGUGGGACCGGGCGGUGCAGAUGCCACACUACAACCAGUACAGCAUGCCCGCCCUGAGCCUGCACACCGGCGCCCACCUGGUGCAGCUCAUAAAUGAGCGCCGCUUCCGGCUGUACGACCGCGGGUCGCGGCGCGCCAACCGCGCCGCCUACGGCGUGGCCCGGCCCCCGGACCUGGCGGCGCAGUACCACCUCCUGGCCGGGCUGCCGGUGGACAUGGUGGCGGGGCGGCAGGACGGCAUCGUGGCCGCGGCGGACGUGCACACCCACUACACCAUGCUGCGCGACGCGGGGGUGCGGGCGACCUUCAAGGAGUUUGACGUGGGCCACCUGGACGUUGUGUUUGCGAUGAAGGACGAGGUACAGCAUUAUGUACUGCAUCGCCUGCUGCUGCCCCCCGCCCCCCUUGGGCCCCUGGCGUGA
Molecule: messenger RNA, 2757 nt
Organism: Auxenochlorella protothecoides
Lineage: Eukaryota; Viridiplantae; Chlorophyta; Trebouxiophyceae; Chlorellales; Chlorellaceae
Product: Lysosomal acid lipase/cholesteryl ester hydrolase
Exons: 11
Coding region: 1-2757 (918 amino acids)
Biological process (GO): lipid metabolic process
Source: RefSeq, a predicted model, not a curated record